Molecule: messenger RNA, 2341 nt
Organism: Ylistrum balloti
Lineage: Eukaryota; Metazoa; Mollusca; Bivalvia; Pectinida; Pectinidae
Product: protein kish-B-like
Exons: 3
Coding region: 19-243 (74 amino acids)
Source: RefSeq, a predicted model, not a curated record
GAACCGCAAAACAUCAAAAUGACGAAUGCUUAUUCCUUUGAGGGAAUCAUCAUCUUUGGGCUACUUGUUGUGUGCACUUGUGCCUAUAUGAGAAGAGUGCCUAGGCUGAAACAGUGGUUUCUCUCUGAAAAGAAAGGCCUGAUGGGAGUAUUCUACAAAGCGUCUGUGAUAGGAACUCGACUUCACAUUCCUGUGGCGGUGAUAUGUUCUUUGAUGGCAGUGUAUGUUCUCAUUCUGAGGUGAUACACAACAGGAAAGAUUUUAUUUAUUAACAUUUGUACAUAUAUAAAGACUGAGCUAUCAUCUAUAGAAGCGCUUGGAAUAGCGAGUGUCUUAUAUGAUGAAGACUUCAAUAAGUACGUACGAUCUUACAGCAGCUGUGUUGUGGUAAAGGAGGAGAUAGGUAAAUUGUCUCCCCUUAGACUGUACACAAAAAUAAGGAAUACACAAUCAUUUUGAUGCUUAUGAAUAGACUGAAGAAAUGUACUGAGUUGUGCAUUAUAUGGUUUAACUUCUUUGUGAACUUGGUGCUGCAUCAUCGCUAUAUGUUCCACUUUUGUACUGAUAUCUUUGAAUUAUGGUAUAAUACAUUGUAAUACAUGCACCGUGCAUAUUAGGAAUAUUGAGUAUAUGUAUUUCUAAAAUUCCUUUGAAUGUAUUUCUUUCUAUUAUUGAGUCAAGUGCUUGAAUUAGUUACAUCCUUUCAAAAAUAUCUGAAUUGAGCAGAGAUAGUGAAGGUUAUGUCAGAUAUUUGAUUGUGUAGAUGAUGUUUAUAUUUUGUGCUAAUAUAAAAGGAAUUGAUGUCAGAGAUUUAAGUAUUAAUGUGUGUAUGAGGAAAGUAGAGAAGUGCUCAAAGGAUACAAGAUGUCAGCCAUACAAAUACAUGUAAAACAUGGUUUACAUAGCUUUGUCAGGGACAUGUGACACAUUAUACAAAUGUCUGUCCCUGAAAAAGCUUUAUACAUAUAUAGACUUUAUUUACCUGGUAUAUCAUUGAAUUAAAACAAAUACUAAAAGCAAAAUUAUCAAACAAAGGGUGAUAUACAUGUAUACUGUAAAUAUUUAAAGUAUUUCUCUUGUCUUGUGUCUUUCAAUUGUCUUAAUGCUUAUCAUUUGUCAUUUUUAGCUCACUUGGCCUGUGAGCUUUAAGGAUACCAUGGCGUCAGUUGUCUGUCAAUUUCUCUAGACCCCCUCCCCCCACCCAACCUUGGGCCAUAUUCAGCAUCAGGAUAUAAACAAAGUCAUAACUGAUCAUUUUUUCUAGGGUCUGGUCCCAUCCCAGGACAGAUAACAUCUUUGAAGCCGUUGAGAUUAUCAUCCCAUAACUAAAUAGCAUUGCUAAGAGAUUAACAACUGAUCUCAGUCUCCACCCCUAGGGAAUUUGAAGUUGCAUCUGUGGGAUGAGGCUCAUCAGGGGAAAAAUUUUCCUUCUAAACAAAUGUACCAUUUGCAUUGACAUAUUCUGUGAGCAAUACAGGCCCCUCUGGGCCUCUUGUUUCUUGAGGGUUUAUUUUUGAGAGAAUUUUUAGAGGAGAAUAUAAUUCAUUACCUGGGUAGUAUCACAUUAACAGGCAUGGAAUGUAUGAUAUCAUCAGCAGCUCAAUAUUCUGAUACAUUGAUUCAUCACAUAGUCACAACAUUGAAAAGUAUGAUUUUUUACUUAAGUUGUCACAAUUUUGAACCAGAAUUAAAUAUUAGCAAUACUCCUUCAUGACUAGUUAUUUGUGUAUAAGUUACCUCCCUUAGUCUCUAUGUGACAUCCAUACAAAUGUAUAUUCUUGUCUAUGAUUUAUGGUCCUCAGUUUAGUCUGUUUAUAGGUGUGAAGACCUCUUCGGGUGUAAAUAUUGGUUUUACUUAUUAAGACAACGAUGUGUUUGUGUACAAGUUUACUUUGUUACAACAUACGUCAAAUAUUGGACCAAACUGUAAAUAGGACACCAAAUCAUUAAAACUGAAUAUUAGUUACCUACUUAACUGACAGAAUUUUAUAUUAAGUGGAAACAUAAGUUGUGUAAGCACCAAAACAAGGUAUUACCAAUUUUGAUGAUAUCAUAUGUGACAGUGUUAGAGCUGUGUGUUUGUCCAACAGUAUUUGUAUUUAUUACAAAGUUGAGACCAAAUUGCAUAAUUAAGAAUAAUGGGAUAAGAUAAAUGGCAAGAGCUUAAACAAAGAACAGUAAUCUGUACAUCACAAUUCUUUGUACUGUGUUUACUUAACCAUUGUAUUUAUAUAUCUUUUAGAAACACCAUUUACAUUUGCUUUUCACAUUUACUGAAUAUUAAGAUGGGAAAUACUAAGGUAGAGCCAUUGCUUAUUAAAGGAAAGGUGAUAACAUCUUG